Molecule: messenger RNA, 1485 nt
Organism: Ictidomys tridecemlineatus (thirteen-lined ground squirrel)
Lineage: Eukaryota; Metazoa; Chordata; Mammalia; Rodentia; Sciuridae
Source: RefSeq, a predicted model, not a curated record
AUGGUAAUAUUAGAUAUGUUGACUACAGUGUCUGCACAGCUUUGGUCUGUGGUAAACUUAUCCAUUUCCCUCCAUCACUGGAACAUCUCCAAGGAAUCAUGUCCUGAAAUAUCAAUGAUCUUGGUAAAAUCACCAACAGAAACUGAACUCAGAAUAAAGGAAAUCCUACAGAAAAUACACCAGCUGAUCCCGCCCAGACCCUUCACCCAUGUGAACAGCACCACCAGUGCCAAACACAGCGCAGUCACCAUCCUCAACCCUAGAGACACAUACUGCAGGGGGGACCAGCUGGAUAUUCUCCUGGAGGCCAGGGACCACCUGGGACACAGGAAAGAAUAUGGAGGGGACUUUUUGAGGGCCAGGAUGUCCUCCCCAGCUUUAAAGGCAGGCACCUCAGGAAAGGUGACAGACUUCAACAAUGGCACCUACCUUGUCAGCUUCACUCUGUUCUGGGAGGGCCAGGUCUCCCUGUCUCUCCUGCUCAUCCACCCCAGUGAAGGGGUGUCGGCUCUCUGGAGGGCAAGGAACCAAGGCUAUGAUAAAAUUAUUUUCAAAGGUAAAUUUGUUAAUGGCACCUCCCAAGUCUUCACUGAAUGUGGCCUGACCCUAAACUCUAACUCUGAACUGUGCACCUACCUGUACGGGAGAGACCAGGAAGCCUUCUACUGCAAGAAGCCUCAACACAUGCCCUGUGAGGCCCUGACCUAUAUGUCCUCCACGAACCGAGAAAUUUCUUAUCUUUCAGUCAAGGAGAAAAGCCUUUUCCAUAAGUGAGAUAAGGAGCCUGGACUCCUGCAGAGAGUGAUAGGGAGAAAAUCAAGGUUUUCAAACAAUAAAGCAGUUGCAUUUGCAAUUGGACAAGGUACUCUGGUAGUUGUGCUCAAGAAAUUAGCACUAAAAUUUUUUGAUCUUCAUGGAACUGGACCUUUUAAGAAACAUUUGCUUCUGGAUGCUGAAAGACAUACUCAGAUAUAAUGGAAAAAACAUAGCUAUCCUUUUAUCACUUCUCACCUUUAUUCUGUGACAGAAGAAGGUUAUAUCCCUCAGGAAAUUGACCAGAUUUCAGGUGACAAAAACACAGCCAUUGUCAUAACCUUUGGCCAAUACUUCAGACCUUUCCCCAUUGACGUUUUCAUUCACAGGGCCAUCAGUGUUCGAAAAGCUAUUGAACAACUAUUCCUAAGAAGCCCAGACACUAAAGUAAUCAUUAAGACAGAAAAUAUCAGGGAGAUGCAUGUAGAAACAGAGUGGUUUGGAGACUUCCAUGGUUACAUUCAGUAUCUUACCCUGAAUGACAUUUUCAAAGAUCUCAAUGUAGGUGUCAUUGAUGCCUGGGACAUGACUAUUGCAUAUGGCACCAAUAAUGUCCACCCACCUAAUAAUGUGAUUGAAAAACAGAUUAACAUGUUCUUGAACUACAUUUGCUAAAGAAAAAAUAAGCAAAGUCACUAGGAACCAAUUUUCACAUCCCAUGUGUAUUAUCAA